UGUUUUCUGCAGAGACCAUCGAGAUCAUACCCUUCAACUUUUUAAUCAACUGACAAAAUGCAGGUGCCGAACAGACCAGUGGGAACUUAUGAAUACUCCGUGCGUAAUUACGCACCAGCAACGCUGUACACACAGUACCAGCGGAGCCAGUGCGCAUCAUCAACGAAGCCUUCCAGUGGAAAAUCCUUCACUAUUGAUGCUUUGCUCGCCAAACCAGAGAACACAUCCAGCGACCGGACGAGUCCUACUCAGUGCGGAGUGAAAUAUCAACCAGCAACCCCAGUUCUGCCUCUCACCGGACACGUAGGAUUACCAAUAGCCCCGACACCUUGCGUCUAUUCUCCAAACAUGGUUCACUCCGCUGUCCACACGCAACCUGGAUAUUCAGUCUACUGCUGCCCGCCUUUCACCUACCAGUCAUCCUGUCAUGGAGCAUUUUACACACAAGCUUCAAUGUCCAAAGUCAACGCAGGCCUGCAUUCGUUCAAAACCAAAGGUGGGAAGUCGAAGCGGAUGCGCACCAGUUUCACCAGUGAGCAGCUUUCCCGGCUGGAGAAGGAGUUUGCACGGCAGCAAUACAUGGUCGGAUCAGAGAGGUUCCUUUUGGCCUCGGCUCUACAGCUCACAGAAGCUCAGGUCAAGGUCUGGUUUCAGAAUCGACGCAUCAAAUGGCGCAAACAGAGUCUGGAGCAGCAGCAGGCCAAGCUGGCCAAACUGGGCCUGGCUGCUCCGCCGAAAAGUCCCGGAUCUCAAGGCCACGGAGACGAAGGCGACGAGGAUGAGGAGCUCUCAGACGUGGACGUUGACGUGUCUGACGACUCCACUGACCACUGUUAAGCCAACACCACUGGAUUUAUGAAGAAAAGACUUUUGUACAUAAUGCCGAGAAAAGAGGCCGUUGUCUCCA
Molecule: messenger RNA, 907 nt
Organism: Monopterus albus (swamp eel)
Lineage: Eukaryota; Metazoa; Chordata; Actinopteri; Synbranchiformes; Synbranchidae
Gene: noto
Product: notochord homeobox
Exons: 3
Coding region: 58-837 (259 amino acids)
Biological process (GO): neuron differentiation; regulation of transcription by RNA polymerase II; central nervous system development
Cellular component (GO): nucleus
Molecular function (GO): RNA polymerase II cis-regulatory region sequence-specific DNA binding; DNA-binding transcription factor activity, RNA polymerase II-specific
Source: RefSeq, a predicted model, not a curated record